CGAUUUAGCCUAUUCUCCGUAUCAUGUAGUUUCUCGUUCUCUUGCCACGUAGUUAGCGCUUGUGUAUUUGUCGCGGUCGGCGUUGGAACUAAUUCAUCAGCGCGUAAAUUGAGCGCAGUUUGGAACGGAUCGAUAAAUUAACAUUCAAUUAUUUAAUUCAACUUUACGAAUAUUUAGAACAAAUUUUCGCAUAUUAUGUUACCAAAUUUUUCACAAUAAGUCGCACGUAAAAUUUUUCCAAUACCAGGGUCGUCGCAAACGUGAAAAUUUCUACGGAGCCAAAGAAUUCUAUUAAAUACCCUGAAAUUUAAUCCCAUUCUAAAGUCAAGCCACUCAAUUUGAGUCAAUCAUCCUAUGAAAUAAAGAGGGACCUGAGAACUAGAUUUCUGUUCAUAGGGAGUAAUACAUUUGUAUUGUGUUCAAAAAAUGCUGUCUGCAAAUCAAUAUUAAUAUUAUAAUUGCGAAUAACAAAGUAAAUUGUGUAAAGUUGAAAUUUAAAACAGUAUUACAGGGUGCUAUUGGACUUUGUUCAUUCAAUGGUUCCCAAAUAAUUUCAUAUCUCACUUAACUUGAUAAGCAUUUUCUUAUUGCUAAAAGAAAUUUAGAAUUGUUUAAGUUGGAAUGUGAUAAUUUUGACGUAUUGAAACUGUAAAUUUCUAUACUUUGAAACAAUCUGAGAGAAAUCAUCUCUUUGUUCCUGAAAACUGGUUAAACUUGAGAAUCUGGAAAAAAAAUUUUUGCAACAACCCUAGGUUACAGGGAUAUCACGUAGUGGUCGCGUGCGUAAAAAGUCCUCUAAACUUAUGGACUUUGAGUCUCCUGAUGACAUAGCUGACAAUAAAUACAAACGACAAAAAGCCCAACAGUUACACGCACAGCAUUUGCUAGAGCGUUAUGAGGCACAUCGUCAGCAAGUUACUCAAAGUCAUUCAUCUCAGCAUGGAGACGCCCCUGUUCAACGGCAACGCAAAAACUCUGGAUCCCACAUCGGCAGAGUUAAGGCUGAGCCGUUGUCCGAAAAUGAAGGACACUCCUCUGGCUCUUAUUCUGAAGAUGAUACGGCAAUGAACGAAGAGGAAAGAUAUAGCUUAGAAUCUGGUAGUGAUGAUGAAGUGGAUCCCUUAUUGAUUGAUGAUAGAGAAACUGGAUUCAGGAGACUUGAACCACCCGGUCAGGAAGCUCCCUCACAGGCAAAUAGUUUGUACAUGCUUGAGAAGUGCAAGAAGAAAUUAAUUAUCAAGGAUGGUAAGAUUAUUGGCAGAAUGAAGGCUCAACGAAAGGAUAAGGGUAAAACACGCUUCACAGCCUAUAUGCUGUGGGCAAAAGAGAUUAGACACGAAUUAAUGAAGCAAUAUCCUGAAAUGGAUUUUGCAACUAUUUCAAAGCGUCUUGGUGAAUUAUGGGCAACUGUGCCAAACUUGGAAAAGUACAAUUGGAGAAGACGGGCGAAACGUCUAGCGUCAAAGCCCAGCGCAGCAAUCGCAGUCAAAGAUGAAUCAGUAUGGAAAAUGCCUCCACCUUCAUCGAAAAAGAAAUUCAUUAACAAAAUUGGAAACGGUAAAGAAACAAAACCUUCCCCUUCAAAAAAGACAAUACAGCUUGGAGUACCUUCCGUGGUGGGAAAUAUUCCAGUUUCACCACCAUCUAAUCGUGGUGGUAAAGAUCUAGUAAAUGAGCCAGUCAUUGGAACAGGAAUGUACAAAGUGAUAGGAAUGCAGCCUGUGGAUGUAGCUGCUCAUUUGAAAUUGCUUGGUGAAAGUCUGACGAUAAUUGGUGAACGAUUAAAAGAACACGAGGGCCAAAUAGCGGUUUCAGGUAGUCUUUCGGUUCUGUUAGACUCACUACUCUGUGCUCUUGGUCCAUUAAUCUGUCUUACGCAACAAGUCCCAGAGACAGAUGGUGCAAAACCUCAAACACUUUCUCGAAUGCUUGACAAUAUUGCGUACAUCAUGCCCGGUCUGUAGGCAUAGUGUCACUAAUGCAAAGAAGUGAAAAUACAGCAUUGUAUUAUGAAAAAUAUAGCUUUUAUCGAAUUAAAUUGUUUGAUACUUGUGCUUAUGAGACGUCAUACAAUAAAUAUAUGCUAUGCUGAAGUUAA
Molecule: messenger RNA, 2098 nt
Organism: Neodiprion virginianus
Lineage: Eukaryota; Metazoa; Arthropoda; Insecta; Hymenoptera; Diprionidae
Product: HMG box-containing protein 4
Exons: 5
Coding region: 804-1964 (386 amino acids)
Source: RefSeq, a predicted model, not a curated record